AUGGCAGCGACGGCCUCGGCGUCGGCUGCGUUCCCCCCCGUGGCCACGGGCGGCGAUCUCGAGGACAGCAACAUCUCCAGCCCUCUCAGCGAGGUCGACGAUAAGGAUGCCAACGACGAAGAAAUUGAGCACAUGCAUCUCGACAGAGACAAUCUGAGCCUCGGGCCUGACGGCGCCCGGGCCACCGACAACGGCGGAUCAGACUCUGACAGCGCCCUUUCCGACGCAGCGUCAGACGUCAACUCUGAGGCCAACGACACCGAAGCCGAAACCCUGAGACUCUACGACACUCCACAGAUACAGAGACAUCGUGACGUUGGAAUUGGGCGGUUCAAUGACGGAGACGCUUUGGAGCAUACUCCGAGCAAGCUCCGCAUGGCGCUAGCCAGCGGCGACGAUGACUCUGCCUCGGGCGAUGACAGCCACAUUGACGAAGGCGACGAUGAAGACGAAGACGAAGACGACAUUGAUGACAACGAAUCGCCGGCAAAGGCCAUGGCGGCAGCUUUGAAGGCAGAUGAAGCUGCCCGGAGCGAUUCACAAGAGCGGAAGCGGAAGCGAUCUGCCGCCGCCGAACACCAAUUAGACCCAGAGCAGCCGGCGAGGAAACGCACCGGAUCAAUCUCUGCUGCCAACGGGGAUGGCAACGAUCCUCCUGCAGCUGCCGAAGAUGACGCGACACCGGCUGCGAACCUUCCAAGCGGACGCGGGUCCCCCGGCGACGACGACGAGGCGUCUGCCACGAACCAAGACACGCCAGCAGAAGACGAGCUUCCAGAGGUGGCAAGGAAGACCAAACGCACCGGCUCCAAACGGAAGACGGUUGUCUCAGAUGCCGACAGCGAAUCUCGAGCUGAAGCUCGUGACGAGCAGCAAGACCCCACGAUAGAGGAAGAGGCCGAGGCCGAGGCCGAUCACCCCGAAGAAGACGAGGCAGAACCCGAAGUUGAUGAAGAGACUGACGCUGCGGCGAGAAAUUUUGAAGAACUGGAAAAGAAGCAAGCUGCCUAUCGAGACUGGACCCAGAUAGAGGAAAUGUUUGGCAUCUUUAGAGAUCGUCUUUACAAGGAUAGGUUACAGAGACUCGAGGAAGAAGAGCAGUCGCUGCAUGCCCCAGAGCCAACGCAUCCUGAAUACCUCAACAUGAAGCAGUGCCUUGAUGAUCGACUCGAACAGAAGCUGCAAGCUAUCAAUACCGAGCACGAAUAUCGACUCAAGGCCCUUGAGCGGCGUGCAGUAGCACAGAGGGCUCAGAUAUGGGGCCAAUACUUUCAGGCUAUUCGAGAGAAGCGAGAGCAUGCUCUGGAGGCUCUCAACAGGCAAUGGUACGAUGUGCAGAGUGCUCGGCGGAGUGCGCACAGCUUGCCAGACUAUGGCCUGUUGUUCCCAAAGGAUCCCUCGCAGCGCGUCAGGAAUGCCAUUGCCUACAACACCGAGGUAUCGACUCUCGCUGGCCUCGCCAAGUACGAAGGCUUCCCAGCCGGACCAGAGUUGCAAGGGGCAUCUACAUCAGAGCUGGAAGCUGACUUGGCCGCCAUGGAAGUGAGU
Molecule: messenger RNA, 1548 nt
Organism: Trichoderma virens Gv29-8
Lineage: Eukaryota; Fungi; Ascomycota; Sordariomycetes; Hypocreales; Hypocreaceae
Exons: 3
Biological process (GO): negative regulation of transcription by RNA polymerase II
Cellular component (GO): Sin3-type complex
Molecular function (GO): histone deacetylase binding
Source: RefSeq, a predicted model, not a curated record